Molecule: messenger RNA, 513 nt
Organism: Rhodamnia argentea
Lineage: Eukaryota; Viridiplantae; Streptophyta; Magnoliopsida; Myrtales; Myrtaceae
Product: disease resistance protein L6-like
Exons: 1
Coding region: 1-513 (170 amino acids)
Biological process (GO): signal transduction
Source: RefSeq, a predicted model, not a curated record
AUGGCGUUUGAAGAUCCUACAAUGGAGAAAGGGACAACUUCGAGGGCAUCAUCCGGACCUUCGUAUGAGGUUUUUCUAAGCUUUCGAGGACCCGAUACCCGUCAUGGAUUCACCGAUUGUCUUUACCAUGGCAUGACUAGUGCCGGGAUCCUCGUAUUCAGGGAUGAUGAAUCCCUUCGCGUUGGCGAAAGAAUUGGUGGUGAACUUCUGCAAGCAAUUGAGAAGUCCAAGAUCUAUAUUCCCAUAUUUUCCACAAAUUAUGCUUCGAGUCAUUGGUGCCUCCGCGAGCUCACAUACAUGGUAGAGUGCACCUCAAAAUCAAAUGACAGCAAAGAGAUUCUGCCCAUUUUCUUCAACGUGGAACCUGCUGAUGUCAAACUUAAAACAAAAUUAUAUAGCCAAGCCCUUUCAAAGUAUGAGAAGCAGUUUAGCACUGAAGUAGAGUCAUGGGAAAAGUCUCUUAUCGAGGUGGACGAGAUAAAGGGGUGGAACUUGAAGAAAGAUGAAGGGUAA